AUGGCUGUUGGUGAACCUCUGUACAAGCUGAGUUCCGAGUACUCACACUCUACAAACUCGUUUCUGCGCAGCGCCCCAGUGGAACUGACCACCGUGGAGGGGUACCGUGACUUCAUCGAGAAGAAAGCCGGGCCAAAUUGCACGACGGUGCUGGAGGACGACAUGUCGAGAGGUUACAUUGUGAAAGACGAGCAGGUGAUCGCUGACAUCUACGGAGCGGCCCGUGACCAUCUGGUUCAACUGGCAGGUCAUCACUGA
This is a messenger RNA of Huiozyma naganishii CBS 8797, 258 nucleotides long. RefSeq lists its product as uncharacterized. The coding region runs from base 1 to 258 and encodes 85 amino acids. The record is from RefSeq and is a predicted model, not a curated record. The transcript has a single exon. Lineage: Eukaryota; Fungi; Ascomycota; Saccharomycetes; Saccharomycetales; Saccharomycetaceae.